AUGAGCCACACGCAAUCGUUAGAUGAUCGUGGAAGUAAGCGACAGCAGCACACGACUACAUCCGCACCAAUACCGCUGCGACUCGCCACAGCAUCCACGGUACCAGCGACGGUAACGGGAGCGACCGGUCGCUUUGUGACGCCGCUCAGUCGCACGGUAACGGGCCACACAGCUUCAGCCUUCAAUCUGACCCGAAGCAUACCAAAUCUAGCGGCCAGUGCUGCCAGCAUUGGCAGUGCCGCUUCGCAUGUGGUCGCCGGCAAAAGUCGUACGAUAGCGGCCAACGACAGUGAGCUGUUGGAUUCCGGUAGUGGAGGUGCGUACAAUUCAGCACCGGACGAUGGGCGAUCGUCGAACGAUUCGCUGCCGUUCACGUUUCCGACGAUCUUCGCAACGGAGCAAACGCUAUCCAGCCCCGGCUAUCCGGCGUCGUACCCUACCGAGGGCAGCUCCCUUGUCGGGGAUAUUGUCGCCACGACCACCAGUGCGAUCGCGACAGUUGGAUCGGUCGAUCCGACCGCACACCAGAUCGAAAUGCCAAAAGGGAUGGACGAACACUUUCUCAUCGCCAACUGGCAGGAUUGCGUCGUUGUGAUACUGUUCUGUCUGCUGAUCGUAGUGACCGUGAUCGGUAACACGCUCGUCAUACUGUCGGUCAUCACGACGCGCCGUCUGCGCACCGUUACCAACUGUUUCGUGAUGAGUCUGGCGGUGGCCGAUUGGCUCGUCGGUAUCUUCGUCAUGCCUCCAGCCGUAGCGGUUCAUCUGAUAGGGUCCUGGCCGCUCGGAUGGAUUCUGUGUGAUAUAUGGAUCUCAUUAGACGUACUCCUAUGUACAGCAUCAAUUCUCAGCCUUUGUGCCAUUAGUAUAGAUAGAUAUCUAGCCGUAACGCAACCAUUAAAUUAUUCCCGUCGUCGGCGGUCGAAACGGUUGGCGCUGCUGAUGAUCCUGGUCGUAUGGGUGCUGGCACUGGCCAUCACAUGUCCCCCGAUUCUCGGAUGGUACGAACCGGGCCGGCGGGAGCUGGACCAGUGCCGUUACAACCAAAACGAAGGCUACGUCGUGUUCUCGGCCAUGGGCUCAUUCUUCAUACCGAUGACGGUGAUGGUGUACGUGUACGUACGGAUAUCAUGCGUUGUCGCCUCCCGGCACGACAAGAUGACGGAAAUCGAAGUCCACAAGAAAAGUCACCGCAUUCGUGAACCCGAGGAAGAUGGCUAUCAGUCGGAGCUGGAUCCGAUCCCGUUGAGUCCGAAGCGAAAGCGUUCCUCGUCGCAGCUUUCCACCGCCACGACGACGUACGUCGCCCAGCUGGGACCGAUGCUGGACGACAGCGGACCGUUGAAGCCGGCUACCAAACGAAACAACCACAAACACGGGCCCUACGAAUUGAUGGACAUGAGUACGGCCGGCGGUGGAACGCUAAACAAAACCGCAAUCCUUGCUACGGCCGGUAACGGGACAGGCGGAACGGCUGCUGAUGGCCAUCAGGAGCAGCAGCAGCAGCAGCAGCGACGAACGUGCGAUGAUGGAACGGCUGGUCUUGACGCGAUUGUCGAUGAUCCGGUCGUCGAUCCCGAUAGGCCCGGCAGUGGUAGCACCGAGAGCAAUGCGAGCAACGCUGGCGCUACGGCCCCGGCCGGUACCGUCUCGACCAAUUACAACCAACUUCCAGCGACGGGUUCGGAACGCUGGACGCCGGGCAAUAACGUUUUCAAUCAACAAAGCCACAAACCACAAUCCCAUUCGAUGGCCGGUUUCGUCCCAAGCGGGGCUUCGUCCCCACCGCCAAACCAUGCGCAGCAGCAUUUCCACCACCAUCAUCAUCACCACCAUCACCAUCAUCACCACCAUCACGAGGGGCGACCGACGGCGGCCCUGGCGGCGGCCGGCGGUGGGCUUCGACGGAACAACACGGUCAACACCUCCAUCACGACCUCGACCUGUAGCACGGUACAGCUGGUGGGUGGACGGUCCGGUGGCAACAACAUCCGCAUCCACCAGAAGUCCCUCUCGUCCCGCAUCUCCUCGAUGAAGCGGGAGAACAAGACGACCCAAACGCUCAGCAUCGUCGUCGGUGGCUUCAUUGCCUGCUGGUUGCCGUUCUUCAUACACUACAUCAUCACGCCGUUCCUGCCGAAGGACUGGACCGUACCGAAGCUGGGCGAAUUCUUCACCUGGCUCGGGUGGAUCAACAGUGCGAUCAAUCCGUUCAUCUACGCCUUUUACAGCGUUGACUUUCGGGCUGCCUUCUGGCGCUUAACGCUGCGACGGUUCUUCCGCAACAGCGAGAAGGCCCCGUUCGCCAACAUACACCAACUUUCGAUGCGUGCACGAUGA
Messenger RNA from Anopheles marshallii, 2340 nucleotides. RefSeq names its product tyramine receptor 1-like. Gene Ontology annotation, biological process: adenylate cyclase-activating adrenergic receptor signaling pathway. The record is from RefSeq and is a predicted model, not a curated record. NCBI's taxonomy places the organism in Eukaryota, Metazoa, Arthropoda, Insecta, Diptera, Culicidae. The coding region runs from base 1 to 2340 and encodes 779 amino acids. Gene Ontology annotation, molecular function: G protein-coupled receptor activity. The transcript is spliced from 5 exons. Gene Ontology annotation, cellular component: membrane.